AAGCCGUAGAAUAAGGCAUUUGGCAAUUGAACACUUCCUUCCUGCUAGCAUAGCAGUGUAGUUGAAGAAAAAAGAGAAGGAUGGGCGCGAUCAAAGCAGCUAUCGGUGAUGCCGUCCUGACCUUUAUGUGGGUGUUUUGCGCUUCAACACUAGGGGCGGCAACCUCCAUCAUCGCAUCUGCCUUAGGGGUUCAAGGAUUGGCUUCACUCCUCAUCACCGUAGUCCUUAUAUUUAUUCUUUUCUUUAUCUUUGGUAUAAUUAGCAAUUUAAUCGGUGGGGCGAGCUUUAAUCCAACUGGGUUAGCGGCCUUCUAUGCUGCUGGCAUCGGAUCUGACUCACUCAUCUCUAUGGGCCUUCGAUUCCCUGCUCAGGCAGCUGGUGCUGUAGGUGGUGCCUUGGCCAUUAUGGAAUUGAUGCCUAUACAGUACAAACACAUGCUUGGAGGACCCUCUUUGAAGGUUGACAUGCAUACAGGAGCGAUUGCGGAAGGUGUAUUAACAUUUGUCAUUACAUCUAUCGUUCUUAUGGUAGUCCUCAGGGGUCCCAAAAACUCUGUUAUCAAGACUUGGUUACUUGCUACGUCUACUGUAGUUGUGGUUGUUACUGGCUCCAGUUACACUGGACCUUCCAUGAAUCCUGCCAAUGCUUUUGGGUGGGCAUAUGUAAACAAUCGGCAUAACACAUGGGAGCAGCUAUAUGUGUACUGGAUAUGCCCAUUUAUUGGAGCAAUAAUGGCUGCCUGGGUUUUCCGCAUUGUCUUCCCUCCAUCCAAACCGAAGCAAAAGAAAGCUUGAUAAAGCAGGCAUUUUAUAAAGUUAAACACCAAUUUAUGUCAGUUCUGUUGGAGGAAAACAUGUUCAUUGUAUUUCUCAUUGUGCUGUGCAUACAAUAAUUAUCAUUUUCUUUUCAUUUUAGUGCAGUGCUACCUAUUAUUAGGUGUCAUGAUAGAUAUAUUUUCUUACCUUCUUCUAAUAAAACUCAAUUCGUAUAGGGAA
Messenger RNA from Impatiens glandulifera, 995 nucleotides. RefSeq names its product aquaporin SIP1-2. Gene Ontology annotation, cellular component: membrane. The transcript has 3 exons. NCBI's taxonomy places the organism in Eukaryota, Viridiplantae, Streptophyta, Magnoliopsida, Ericales, Balsaminaceae. Gene Ontology annotation, molecular function: water channel activity. Bases 81 to 794 code for a protein of 237 amino acids. Gene Ontology annotation, biological process: transmembrane transport. The record is from RefSeq and is a predicted model, not a curated record.